Opisthorchis viverrini is the source of this 495-nucleotide messenger RNA. RefSeq lists its product as hypothetical. Lineage: Eukaryota; Metazoa; Platyhelminthes; Trematoda; Opisthorchiida; Opisthorchiidae. The transcript has 3 exons. The record is from RefSeq and is a predicted model, not a curated record. The coding region runs from base 1 to 495 and encodes 164 amino acids. Gene Ontology annotation, molecular function: cysteine-type endopeptidase inhibitor activity. Gene Ontology annotation, cellular component: cytosol.
AUGGCCGCGGCGGCGAUAUCGGGGGCAUCUGUUCCGGCAACCAGCGGUUUUAUUGCUACCAGAAAGGCCAUAUCAACAACCAGCGACUAUGAUGCUGCACGCAGCACGUCUGGUAUCCUGGCUGAACGUCCUAAUAACUACCUAGAUAUGCCAAUAUGCGGUGGCGUUGGUGCUGCCAGAUUACCUACAGCAGAAGAGAAGAAAAAGCUUGAACCUAUUGUAAGCGUCGCUUUCGUUAUGCAGUUACGGGCUCUCUGUUCACAGCUUUUCCAGUCGCUGCACACACAGCUCGGCUUUAAACCAACUAGCGUGGAAGUAGUCCUGGUGGCUACCCAACUCGUGGCUGGGACAAAUUACUUUGCUAAGGUUAAGGUGAAUAACGAUCACUAUGUCCACACACGUGUCUACGAGAAACUGCCUUGUUAUGGUGGAACACUGGAACUACAUGCUGUUCAAAUGGAUAAAACUGACACAGAUCCGUUGGAUUAUUUUUGA